Magnolia sinica is the source of this 1780-nucleotide messenger RNA. RefSeq names its product E3 ubiquitin-protein ligase SINAT2-like. Gene Ontology annotation, cellular component: cytoplasm. The record is from RefSeq and is a predicted model, not a curated record. NCBI's taxonomy places the organism in Eukaryota, Viridiplantae, Streptophyta, Magnoliopsida, Magnoliales, Magnoliaceae. Gene Ontology annotation, biological process: ubiquitin-dependent protein catabolic process; multicellular organism development. The transcript has 4 exons. Gene Ontology annotation, molecular function: zinc ion binding; protein binding; ubiquitin protein ligase activity. Bases 719 to 1639 code for a protein of 306 amino acids.
UUUUUAACGGCUCGGAUUUUCUAUAGAAAUGACAAAUGGCGGAAAAAAGUCGUUGUAUCUGGAAAUUCACAUACAAACGUUGGAUGUGAAAUGAAAUAAAUUUCAUCUGGUUGGAGGAGCUCUUAUUUCUGUAUUUUCUCUCUGUUCUGUCUUUUUCUUGCCUUUUGUUUACAGUCACCAAAUCGAAGAAUGGAAGAGAUAGAGAUACGAGAUGUCAUUUAUAUCUACAAACCCUCGAGAGCUUCAGAUGUAAGAUCAUGGCCCAGCGAAAAUUAGGGUUUCUGGUGUCUUUCCUUCCUUAGAAAGUGAAUCUACCGCCGAGGUUCCUGAAACUGUCUACAGCCAAGGUUCCUGAACCUGUGUUCUGUGUAUUGUUAAGCUACACAAGCCUCAGAAGCCAUUACAUUCUUACCAAAAAGGCAGUUGUAGAUUAGCAAUUCAUUUAUCAUUGUACUUUAUUCCAUGCAAGAUGGAAGAUUUUUUAAGAUAUCGUGAAGGGAAAUAGGUAGGGUGCGAGAAGCAGUUGGGAUAUUGCAAUGUGACACUGGCCUUUGUCUGCAUGGACUGUAACUGAUAUCAGUGAAUUUGGUGGGGAAGGAGGCCCUCCUUACUUCAAUGGAAAAAGGGGAACUGCUGUUUCACAGCCGCCUCUCUACUUAUACCUUUUGCGCAUCUUAAUCACGAACUAAGACAGAAUUGCAUAGAUAGGAGAGACAACAUGGUUCCAGGAAGCAGCAUUUGUGAGGAAGCUCCCGAAUCUCUGGCUGCAGAUCAUCAAUUAUGCACUGCAAGCAAGGAGUUGGGAAAUUUUCAACUCACAAAACAUAGCAUUGCUCCUAGUGUUAAAGCAGGAGUAUCUUCCACUAACGGCGUGCAUGAGCUUCUUGAGUGCCCAGUAUGUACAAACUCAAUGUACCCUCCCAUUCAUCAGUGCCCAAAUGGUCACACGCUAUGCUCAAGCUGCAAGCUCAGAGUGCAGAAUCACUGCCCUACUUGUCGAUAUGAAAUGGGUAACAUAAGAUGUUUAGCUCUCGAGAAAGUGGCAGAGUCUCUUGAACUUCCCUGUAGAUAUCAGGACCUUGGAUGCACUGACAUAUUUCCAUAUUACAUCAAAUUGAAACAUGAGCAGCAGUGCAGGUUCAGGCCCUAUAAUUGUCCUUAUGCAGGUUCUGAGUGCCUGGUUACUGGUGAUAUUCCAUCGCUUGUAGCUCACCUUAAAAAUGGCCACAAGGUGGACAUGCAUGAUGGAUGCACAUUCAAUCAUCGUUAUGUGAAGUCCAACCCACAUGAGGUCGAGAAUGCGACAUGGAUGCUCACUGUUUUCAACUGUUCUGGGCAAUACUUCUGCCUUCACUUCGAGGCAUUCCUGUUGGGGAUGGCACCUGUUUAUAUGGCAUUCUUGAGAUUCAUGGGUGAGGAUGAUGAGGCGAAGAACUUCUGUUACAGCCUUGAAGUGGGCGGCAACGGCCGGAAACUGAUAUGGCAGGGGAUACCGAGGAGCAUAAGGGACAGCCACAGGAAGGUUAGGGAUAGCUACGAUGGUCUGGUGAUUCACCGCAAUAUGGCGCUCUUCUUCUCCGGAGGCAAUAGGCAGGAGCUGAAGCUGCGAGUGAUGGGCCGCAUCUGGAAAGAACAGUAAUUGUAAAAUAUGUAUCUGUUGAUUGUAUGAUGUUACUCACAUACAACUGCCUUGCUCUUUUCCACUUUCACUGUGAAGAGGACUUGGAGAUGUGGUGAUGCCUGCCUAGAGAUCUGUAAAUGAUCAGUACUUUGCUUGUUA